AUGGCCAGCAUAGGCGACAAUGUCAUAGUCAAUGGACACUCAGCCACGGUGAAGUUCAUCGGCACCACGGAUUUCGCAACUGGGACGUGGUACGGGCUGGAGCUGGACCAGCCCUUCGGCAAGAACAAUGGAGCUGUGCAAGGACGCCAGUACUUCACCACAAGCAAGAGCGACGGCAACUAUGGCCUGUUCUGCAGAGCCCACCAGUUGCAGCUAUCGGCAACACAGAGCGAGACUCACCGGUUGAAGAACAUCAUAGCAGUGCUGGAAGCCAAACUGUCGCAAUAUAUUGAGCAAGUGCGUGACAGAGAAGAGUUGCAAGCCGUGGCUACAAAGAGAGGCGAGCAAUGUAGGGAGCUACAAGACAUUGUGGAGAAGCUAACUCUACGCGAGCAGGACUCGCUGGAUAAAACGUCGCAACUAUCACAUCAGUUGCAAUUACUUAAGGUUGAAAAUGAUCGCCUAACUAAGCUGCUAAGUUAUUAUGAGCAAAAAUACUCAUUGAACGCCGCUGAAUCAGAACAUAUACUUAGUGUAUUUGAUGUAAAGGAGGAGAAUAGACGUUUGAGGGAAGAGGUUGACAAGCUAGAGAAAGUUAUUAAAUCAGAUAAUGCGAGCAAGGAAAGCCUUACAAGAGAUAAUUUAAAUACUAGUGACAAUGAUACUACUGAAAUCAUUGAUCAAAGCUUCGAAAGUGUCAGUAAUGAACAUAUAGUGACUAGGUUAACCAUAGAAAAUACCGAACUAAUUGAUCUAGUUGAUCAACAAGCAACUGAAAUGGAUAAAUUAAAGCGCUUACAAACUUUAGCUGACGAAAUCGAAGUCGAAUCGCAAAAACAGAUUACAGAACUAAAACAAGAAUUAUUUAAUUCUCAUAAACAUAAUUCGGAGAUUAUGGAGGAAAGAGAUCUGCUUAGACAAUCUGUUUUAACUUAUGAGAUGGAAUUGAAAGGUUUGAAAGGUAAUGCGGUAUCAGAUUUUAACAAUAAUAUAAUAGAAUUAAUGAAUACAUUGUAUGGAGAGAGCAAUAUAUUUGAUACAUGUCUAACAAGGCUUUAUGCUACUGUUUAUAUCAACCGUAUCAAAGAAAACACUGCUGAUGAUGACUAUAAGGCCAUUGUGCUUGUUUUAAUUCUUAUAAAAGAGCUUUGUCAAAUUAUUUUGCUUUCAAAUAAUGUAGAUAAAGUUUUAGUGAGUCAGAUAAGUGAUCUGCGGGUUCCUUACAGAGUGUACAACGCACUAAGCUCGGGUCAAGUAAUUGCUUUUGAAUCUUUAAAUUUUCUAAUGAACAGAAUGAUGGCUAUAUCUGGAAGAUGCGAAAGUAUUAAUCUGGUUAACGCCAUCUUUAAAACUCUAAAAGCCUUUAGCGACAGCAUAGAAGAUUUUGAUUUAAAGUACCAGAUUGAUCAAGACUUUGAUAACCUGGAUCUCGCCCUUGAAGGGCAAACUAGCCUUAGCUUAAGUUGGAAGGACGUUGGUAUGAUAUUUAAAGAAUUUGAUGCAUAUCUAGCACGCAAAUGUUCUCUGCCUACUAUAACUGAGAAGUUUUUACAUAUGCUGAUAACUGUGAAUAAUUCUAAUUCCUCCAAAAAUACACCGAUUACGAUUAUGCAUAAUAAUUCUGAUUUUGAAGAGGAAUCACAAAGCUCUUUGGGUGAUUCAAAGGAUAAUUCUUUAAAACAAAGACUACUUUCAAUGGAAGAACGUUUGGAAAAGGAGCAAAGGGAGACGAAAAAGCUACUAAUAAGAAAUAAAUUACUUGAGCAAAAGUAUGAAAAUAUAAAUAGACUGGAGUCUGAGAUUAAAUCUUCAAAGAUUGAGACAAGAAAAUACCUGGAUAAUAUAAGUGCUUUGGAGGAUCGGGUGACGCGCCUACAAAUAGAGAAACAAAACUUACUGAAAACAGUCACCGCUUAUAAAACCCAGAAAUAUCAAUUAAUUCCAGAAAAGAUGGACAAUAAUAUAAUUACAAAGUCAGAACUGCUUUCUGUAAAACAUUUGGAAGAUUUGAAUAUUGUAAUUAAUCAAUCGAGGACAAAAAAGAGGUUGCUAUGUGAUUUGACUUGGUUGAAAGAACACAAUGAUGAACCGAUCGAUAAAUGUUCAAUGAAAGGGUAUCAUGAGGCUCUCAAUUUUGUUAAUUCGAUUGUAUCGUAG
Messenger RNA from Nakaseomyces glabratus, 2157 nucleotides. RefSeq names its product Nip100p (gene NIP100). Gene Ontology annotation, cellular component: nucleus; microtubule plus-end; cell cortex. Gene Ontology annotation, biological process: cytoplasmic microtubule organization. Gene Ontology annotation, molecular function: microtubule plus-end binding. The record is from RefSeq and is a predicted model, not a curated record. NCBI's taxonomy places the organism in Eukaryota, Fungi, Ascomycota, Saccharomycetes, Saccharomycetales, Saccharomycetaceae.